Aspergillus fijiensis CBS 313.89 is the source of this 1841-nucleotide messenger RNA. RefSeq lists its product as uncharacterized. Bases 70 to 1644 code for a protein of 524 amino acids. The transcript has a single exon. Gene Ontology annotation, molecular function: mRNA binding; poly(A) RNA polymerase activity. Gene Ontology annotation, biological process: RNA 3'-end processing. Gene Ontology annotation, cellular component: nucleolus; TRAMP complex. Lineage: Eukaryota; Fungi; Ascomycota; Eurotiomycetes; Eurotiales; Aspergillaceae. The record is from RefSeq and is a predicted model, not a curated record.
UUCCAUAAUCAUGGUUUCCCCGUAAUAGUGCUUUGCACGACUCGUACCUAUUGCCAUUGACGCUUGACCAUGACAAGCUUCCCGCAACGAAGAAUAUUUCUCUCACGCAACUAUGUGUCUUGGUACACCUCUCCGCUGACAAUUCCCUGUCGACGCUUGCAUCGGACUGUCGACUGCAGCAGCGACAAUGGUGCGAUUGUUCCGGAAAGCCUGGAGAAAACUCUGGAUGCGCACCGCGACGCCAACCGCGCACGUUUGAUUCGCAGAGUCUAUACCUCGGAUUCAAGUCCGCUUCGCAACGUCCCAAGCACCGUCAAAAGCGGAUCUCGGCCCAGUCGUCCACCAAGUCAUACUACCAGUUAUGGGGAAUCCUCGAAACCAUUACCUUCUAGCGCUGAAUCGAUCGCAGCAGCCUCAAUAACCUCCUCUCCUAUCCAGAGCACGACUCUCUACUUUGGCGGGUCACGCACUGAACCAAAGCGUGCCGUAUGGUUAAAGAAUCUGAAUGAAACACAAAUCUUUCAAGAUGGUGGCUCGCAACUCAAUGCGGAGAUUCGAGCGUUAGGGGACUACAUUUCGCCGACUGUCGUCGAGGAGGAACAGGCUCAGCAGAUUCUUGCAGAAAUCUCUCAGUUGCUCGAAGGGGUCGUGUCCCAUCCGCUACAGUGGUCAGGGGCUCGGAGCCUCGGACUCGGGACGACUAUGUCUGCUAUGUCUAUUCGUCUGCUUGUUCCUGACCCCAGUCGCUCAGGGCAAGUACGGGAACCGAGUCCCACCCGGCCAUAUAUGGUCAGCCAGUACGCAGACCUCCUGAGAAAGGUCGAGAGUAAACUUCAGGGCCAUCCGUCCUAUGUAAUACUGCGCCACACCUCGGCCAACAUUAAGUCAAAUCACACUGGCAUCCUCGACGUACGCCACCGUGAAACACGUCUCAGGCUGUCGUUCCACUGUGGUGACAAUUACCACGGCCUGUAUGAACAUAUAAGGAAUUGGCAGGCUGAAUAUCCAUCAUUCCGGUAUUUGUUUGUGGCAAGUCGCCUUGUCUUGCAAAACAAUAUCUUGUAUGGUAAAACUGGUGCAGGGAUCACCCACCCUGCGCUCGCCGUUCUACUUGCAAACUUCUUGAAGAUGAGCCAUGGCCAAUUUCUCGGAAACGAUGACUUGGGUGAGCAACUUCUCGCAUUCUUGCACAAGUUCGGACUAGAGGUCAACCUCCAGAAGUCCGGGGUCGCCGCUGACCCUCCUGGCCUCUUCGACCAGCGCUCGAUGAGAAGAGUCUACCAAGAGUAUGGUGAAAAAGUCAAUUGGCCCGUCCACCUUCGUGGCCAAGCUUCCCUCCUGCGUCGAAGGAAAACUGCCCUGGAGAGGGGCAACUAUGCUUUGGCACAGCGACUAUGUGUUCAGGACCCCACAAAUUACAUGGUGGACAUAGGCGUGCCUUGUCUGCACACGGCGUUCGUACAGAUGACUUUCAGGGACGCAUACCAAGUGCUCCGCACCUGCCUUGCGGAAUGGUCCGGGGGGCGCGUCACUCCGACCACGAGUCUUUUGGGCUCCAUCAUCCGAACACCUUUUAACAAGACUGAACAGAUGCGCGAACUUCUCGCAUCUAGGAAAGAGCUCUCACCGCAUCGCAGCAACUAGACUUUCACUUCACUUGUGUACCUUGUACGCAGGGCUGGAGCCCAGGGGGUUCUAUUCUUCAUCGUUUACAAUACUCAUCUUCGCUGUUAUUUGUGUCUAAACAUGAACAACUCCCGAUGCAUCUGCUUUGUUACCCAUCAAAUCAGUAUGGGACAAGCUAUCACAGGUGAAUUGAAAAAGUAUUAUUGUAGAAGAAG